UGGACGUUCAAUUCUAGCUCAAGAGUUUGCCAAAGUUUUAGUCAGGAAAAGAUAUCUCAAAUUGAAUUUCACAAUGACUUCAGUCCAAAGUAUGAGACGGUUUGUCUGUGACCGGCUCACUUCGGCUGCUCAAGAAAUAUUGGGAGCGUUUGAACGGAGAGUAGAAGAUUACGAGGCAGAAAUCGCCCGUCAACGCAGACUGUUGAAUGCCGUUUUGACACCUGAGAUAAAGUUGCACCGGGCAGAGUUCCCAGUGACCCCUGUCCAUAAGGAGGAGGACAAGGAGGUUCUCCUGAUUGAGCUGCAGCACUAUAACCAGAACAUCUCCAGAUUGGUCCCAACAGAUCCUCCACCAAUUAAAGAGGAACAUGAGGAAAUGUGCAUCAGUCAGGAACAACGGCAACAGGAGACCAAUGCCUCUGAGUUGACUCCGACGUGUGAGGGAAGUGUCCGCCAGUCCAAGAGUGCAUCGGAGAAACAUCCUCAAUCCAGCAACUCAAACAAAGGUGCAUCAUCUGUAUCUGACAAGGAGAGUUCUGCAGUAUCCGUACCAAGCACUGACAAACAAGUCAUCUCGGACAACUCUCCUGCAGCUGAGAGCCAAGAUCACACAACUUGUAACCAUGGAAGUAAGUCAGCAACAAGCUCUGAGGAAGUAUCAAAUAAUAAAUGUGAUGAGAACAUGGCUUCAACCAGUAGACCACAGCAAACAGCAAAUAAGAAAUGUAACAAUGAGAUUGCAACAUCAAGUGGAAAUAGUGAGCCAGUGCUAAAUAAGAACAGGUCAGUCAGAAGUACUGAGUCAGAACCAGAAGAGAGUAGCAAUAAGAAUGCAAAUUCAAAUGGAGAUUCUGAGCCAACACAAAAUAAUAAAACAGAUUGUCUAUACACCACAUCAGCUACAAGCACUGGCCGAACACCACAUAGGAAAGGUAAGAGUGGAAAGACAACAUCAAGUAAGAAAAGCCAAGAUGGGGGACAAACCCCAACUGGAAGCAUACCCCCAAGCUGGAAGAAUACAACAUCAGCUACAAGUAGUGACACAGAAGCAUAUACCGGAUGGGAUGAUGAGUACAUGCCAUCAAAUGAAGACCCUGAUCCAACACCAAAUAAUGAAGGUAGUGAUGAUGACCCAACAUCACCACGUAUGGAAUGUAACACUGAGGACAUGACUUCAGAUGGAGAUACUGAGCCAGCACCGAAUAAGAAAAGCAAAGAUGGGAGAACAACCUCAACUGGAAAGAAAUCUACUAAUGAGAAGAAAAGUACUGGUCCAACAGCAAAAAGGAAACCCAAUGAUGGGAAAGCAACAUCAACUUCAAGUGCUAAACCAGCAGCAGAUAAGAAAAGCAAUGGCGGGAAAACAACUUCCACUGGAAGUAUCGAACCAACACCAAAUAAGAGCCCCAGCGAUGGGAAAAUAGCAUCAACAAGUACUAAGCCAACACCAAAGAAUAAAUCUAAUGAUGUGUAUGCAAAGUCAACCAGAAGCGAUUAUUUAUCAACAAAUAAGAAACCUGACAGUGGAAGAGCAAUGUCUACAAAAAGCAAGGAGUCAGGUAAAAGACAAAAUGAUGGGAGCACAACAACAGAUACAAGUAGUGAACCAACACCAGAUAAAGAAGCCAAAGAUGGUGAAAAAACAUCAACGAGAAGUACUAAGGCAACGCCAAAUAAGAAAUGUAAUGAGGGCAGCACAUCCACUGAAAGUCCUGACCCGCCACCAAAUAAAAGACGCAAGGAUGAGAAGACAGCAUCAACCAAAAGUAAAGAGAAAGCACAAAGUAAGAAACGUAACGAUGAGAGCACAACAUUGACUCCGAAGCCACCAAAUAGGAGACAUGGGAACACAUCAGGCAGUAGCAAGAAGGAUGAUGCUGACCCUUACAAGUGUGACACGUGUGGCAAAGUGAUGACAAAUUUCAAAAACUACAAAUUUCAUAUGAAGUCCCACACUGUUGAAAAGACUUUCAAAUGUGACACUUGUGGCAAAAUGUUCCGGGAGAGCUGGGAUUUGAAUAAACACUUAAUAAUCCACUCUGUUGACAAGCCUUUCAAAUGCAAGAUUUGCAGUAACACAUUCUACCGGCGCUAUAAUCUCGACCUGCAUCUUCGGGUUCACACCGGGGAGAAACCAUUCAAAUGCGAGACCUGCGAUAAACGAUUCACCUCCAUAGUGAACAUGAAGAAGCACAUGAGGAUUCACACGGGCGAGAAGCCGUACAGCUGCAGCGAGUGCGGGAAGGAGUUUGCCGAUUCUUCGUCUUUCAAAAUUCACAAGCGGGUGCAUUCGGGGGAAAAGCCCUUCAAGUGUUCCUAUUGCAAGAAAAAAUUUGCAACGAGGACAACUUUGAAAAGGCACACCAGAACACACACGGGUGAAAAGCCGUACAAAUGCGAUAUGUGCGACAAGAAGUUUGGCCAUAGAACAGACGUGAAAGCACACAUGAGGCUACAUACUGGGGAGACGCCUUACAAAUGCAACAGUUGUGAAGAACAGUUCUCCACCUGGAACAAACUCCACAAACACAAGCGUGCACAUGAAAAAAAGGACAAAGAAAAAGAAAAAGAAAAAGAAAAAGAACAAGAACAAGAAGAAAGCCCCACUCCUUAAAAAUCUGUCUGAAUCUGAUUGGCCAUACUUAUGAUAAGAGUAAAUGAAUUGCACUAAAGUAGAACAGUCAUCAACUUGUCAUUUAAUUUUAAAUAGUCCACCGAUUUAACAUUGCACUUCCCGGUUGACGAUCAGAAACAUGAAUGUGACAGUUCAGUCAAUGAUUUUGGUGUGCUUAUAAUCAAGCCUCAAAAUGUUGUAGGUCUUGACUUUAUCAUAUAUACCAGAGUGGAGAGCGGCUGACAACAGAAAUGCAGUGGUGGAAAAAGUAUUCAGAUCCCUUACUUUUUCCACUACUUCUGUGAAAUUACUCCACUACAAGUAAGAAAGUCUUAUCUGCAUCAAAAUGUACUUAAAGUAUCAAAAGUAAAAGUACUUGUUCUGCAGAAUGUCUCCACUCAGAUUGUUUCAUAUAUUCCAAAUAUAUUAUUUAAUUAUUAUUAUUAUUAUUAUUAUUAUUGGUGCUUUUAUAUAUGCAGCAUUUAAAUGUUGUCAAGGUAUGGUUAAUUUAAUUUUUUUGUGUAAAAGUGUAAUUAUUUUAAAUUGAUUUAAAACUUCACUGGAAAAGUAACUAAAGCUGGCAGCUGAAUGUAGAGGAGUAAAAGGGCAAUAUUUACUUCUAAAAUGCAGCGGAGUAGAAGUAGAAGUAACAUAAAAUGGAAAUACUCAAGUAACUACAUUUCAACAAUUUCACUGAGUGAAUUUCCCGCACCAAACUCAGCGAGUGACUCCAUUUUUGAUUGUAAAUAAAAUGAUUAUACUUUUUUUGCUGCAUGCACUGCAUUUUGUGUGAGCCAGCUUGCAUCGGACAGGCCAGCUUAGGCGAGGGUUUGUUUCUUCAGGUAUGAAUGAGAAGAUUAAAUACAAUCCAGGAAGACUUCUUUGUGCAACAGAUCUAUGAGUUUGAAUGUUUACCAGGCACCAAAACACUGCACAGAGCUUUAGAGUAUCCCAGAGACAACCAUUUUAUAAGCAAUCAUGACAUUUUUUUUUUUACAAAGUAGCUUUUGCACACAGUGCCGAUCUGUAUUGAUCUGCAUAUUGCCUUAUUUCUGGCUGUUGGUCUCAUGCUGAUGAAAAUGAAUACUGUUUGUCUACAUUGUAAUUUAGGAAAGUUUUGAUUUAAGUGAAUGCUGAAGUUGUUGAGAAAUGUAUUUCAGUGUCUGAUAUUUAUCAAAGGUCUAAUGGGAAUCUUGUUCAGAAUACUAAAACAUGGUGAUCUGCCUGGAAAAGUCGGUUGCCUCUUUCCAAAGGAAGACUUGUAUCUAAUUUUUUUUAAAACCAUGGACCAAAGACUGUUAUAAAGACGUUGUGAAACAUCAAUGGGGUUUAAAUUUUCUUGAUGCAUCUAGAUACUGAAAAGGACUGUGAUUUAUUUUUAUUUUCCUCUUUUUUCUUCAGGGCUGAAUGUCACAGGGGCCUUUCAUAGUUUUUUAACUCGCUUAAAUACACAAAAAUGGUUAUCAUAAUUGAGAUGUGUUAACCCAAUGUAUCACUGUUUUAAUUCCAUAUUGUCCAUAUUGUUGAUUGUACUGACAAAUGAGAAAAAAAACCUCUUUGUUGUCUAAAUGCCUUAACUUUAAUGUCAAGGUUUUGUUUUUAGCCGAGAUGUAAACACAGCACAGUUGUUCUGUAAAAGACACAAAGUGAAUGUAAUAUGAAUGUUUGACCAUAUCAAGUUUUAAUAAAUUGUAAUGAAUUUAUAGUAA
Messenger RNA from Centropristis striata (black sea bass), 4323 nucleotides. Its product is annotated as zinc finger protein ZFP2-like. Gene Ontology annotation, biological process: regulation of transcription by RNA polymerase II. The record is from RefSeq and is a predicted model, not a curated record. Gene Ontology annotation, molecular function: RNA polymerase II cis-regulatory region sequence-specific DNA binding; DNA-binding transcription factor activity, RNA polymerase II-specific. The transcript has 2 exons. The coding region runs from base 74 to 2614 and encodes 846 amino acids. Lineage: Eukaryota; Metazoa; Chordata; Actinopteri; Perciformes; Serranidae.